Messenger RNA from Amblyraja radiata (thorny skate), 984 nucleotides. Its product is annotated as hydroxycarboxylic acid receptor 2-like. NCBI's taxonomy places the organism in Eukaryota, Metazoa, Chordata, Chondrichthyes, Rajiformes, Rajidae. The record is from RefSeq and is a predicted model, not a curated record. Bases 1 to 984 code for a protein of 327 amino acids. Gene Ontology annotation, molecular function: thrombin-activated receptor activity. The transcript has a single exon. Gene Ontology annotation, biological process: blood coagulation; thrombin-activated receptor signaling pathway. Gene Ontology annotation, cellular component: plasma membrane.
AUGGACAACGAGACGAGGGAAUGCUCUGCUGGGGACAUCGCUUCAUCCUACAACCCCCCAGUCAUCCUUAUAACCUUUGUCCUGGGAUUCAUUGGGAAUUCAAUCGCUCUGUGGAUCUUCUCUUUCCACGUGAAAUCCUGGACACCCAACACAGUGUAUUCGCUGAACCUGGCCAUCGCGGACACGCUGCUGAUCUGCUGCCUGCCCUUUCGAGCCGACUACUUUGUCCGUGGCAAGGACUGGGUCUUCGGGGACGUUCCCUGCCGCCUGAAAGUGUUCAUGAUCUCUUUAAACCGGAUUUGCAGCAUCAUCUUCUUGAUGGUCAUAGCCAUCGACCGCUAUUUUAAGGUGGUCCACCCUUUCCAUAGACUUAACAAGAUAUCUCCCAAGUGUGCGGCGAAGCUAGCUGGCGUCCUGUGGGUUGUGGCGGUGGCGAUUUGUUCUCACUUGUUGAAGGAACGACACGAUUUUAAGCACCAAAACGUGACCAACUGUGAACCCUUCAAGAUAAAUCACAAACUGGGUCCCACGGCUAUCUGGACAUACACCAUUUUUAUUGUCUUCAAGUUUCUUUUGCCGUUUUCGGUGAUUCUUUUCUCCACCACCCGCAUCGUCUGGAGGUUAAAGCAGAUGAAAGCUGAAAUGAGGGCGAAUUACAAGCGAGCGAUGAAGCUUGUGAUCGCGGUGUCCACUGUCUUUGUACUCUGCUUCCUGCCGACCAACGUCGCCGUGGUCGCCGUCUUAAUCACCAAGCUACGAAGUGCCACGGACUGCAAGUCCUACAUGGUCGCGGUGGACAUCUUCCACAAUACUUUGUUCAUCACGUACUUCAACAGUGUGAUGGACCCAGUCAUUUACUACUUUUCAAGUUCGGCGUUCAAAGAUGCUUUCAAAAAACCUUUUCGUUGUCUCAGUUUAAGUCGCUCGAGAUCAGACCCGGACUUGGAAAAGCAUGAUGCCAAAGUAAAACUGGAUGCGGAUUGA